Messenger RNA from Phytophthora sojae, 1941 nucleotides. RefSeq lists its product as hypothetical. The record is from RefSeq and is a predicted model, not a curated record. The coding region runs from base 1 to 1941 and encodes 646 amino acids. The transcript has 4 exons. Gene Ontology annotation, biological process: proteolysis. Gene Ontology annotation, molecular function: metalloaminopeptidase activity; zinc ion binding. NCBI's taxonomy places the organism in Eukaryota, Oomycota, Peronosporomycetes, Peronosporales, Peronosporaceae.
AUGGCGAGCAUUGCGAGCGUCGAGGUGCGCGAUCCCGCGACGUGCGCGGCGCUGCGCGAGUUCCACACGCACCACGUGGACCUGGAGCUGGAGGUGGACGUUGCCAAGCGGCGCGUCGCCGGCGUGGCCACGCUGUCCGUCAAGAGGCUCGAGGCCGGCGCGACGGCGACGCUGCUGCGUCUGGACGUGUUCCACCUCGCGAUCCACUCGGUGUGCGUGGCUCUGCCCGAGGAGGACACGAUUGCCGCUCAAUGGAGCAUCAAGCCCUUCACGGCCUUCGGACAGGCGCUGGAGGUCGAAAUCCCGGACGAACUGGCGCAGGCCGGCGCCUUUGAGCUCACGAUCCGCUACGAGACGGACCCGGAGAGCCCCGGUGUCUGCUGGCUGGAGAAGGAGCAGACGGCCGGCAACAAGCUCCCCUUCGUGUACACCCAGGGCCAGGAGGUGCUGAACCGCAGCUUCUUCCCGUGCCAGGACUCGCCGUCCGUGCGUGUCACGUACACGGCCUCGGUGGUCGUGCCCAAGGAGCUGGUGUGCGUCAUGAGCGCCAAGCUGUGCGAUGUGGAGGAUUACGUGCCGGAAGAGGAGGAUGGGGGUGAGAAGGAGGUGGUUGCAACCAAGAAGAAGUUCACUUUCGAGAUGAAACAGUCCAUUCCAGUGUAUCUGGUGGCCAUGGCGGUGGGAGAUCUCGUGGAAGCGGAGGUCGGACCGAGAUCCAGCAUCUGGACGGAGCCGUGCAUGAUCGAGGCUGCAACGAAGGAGUUUGACGGAGUUCUUGAAGAGUACUUGGCCAUCGGAGAGCGACUUUUCGGUGACUACCUGUGGGAGCGCUAUGACAUGCUCGUCAUGCCACCAUCCUUCCCCUACGGCGGAAUGGAGAACCCGCGACUGACGUUCGUGUCGCCUUGCACCAUUGCCGGCGACAAGUCACUCGUGUCGAUUGUGGCGCACGAGCUCUCUCACUCCUGGUUCGGCAAUUUGGUGACAAAUGCAACGUGGAGCGACUUCUUCCUGAAUGAAGGCUUCACGAUGUACGCCGAGCGACGUAUUACGGAAGUAUCACACGGAAGACCGUUGAGCUGCCUCGACGCCAAGCUGGGCGAGGCAUUGCUGCGUGAGGAGAUCUCGUCGCUCGGCGAGCAGUCUCCUUUGACACGACUGCGGGUCCCACUUGAAGAGGGAAUCGAUCCUGGUGAUUGCUAUAACCAGUGUGCUUACGAGAAGGGCUACGCGUUCGUCUGCUACCUUCGAAGCCUCGUGGGGUCUGAUGAGGUGUUCGACGACUUCCUCAAACGAUACUGCGCCGAGUAUCGUUUCCAGUCGAUCCCGGCGGAAACCAUGAUCGCGUUUUUCCUUAAAAGCUUCCCUGAGCUGGCAAAUGCCGCAGGAACUGACCUUAAGGGCGACAUAUCGUUCAACACGUGGCUGAACGAGCCGGGUUAUCCACACUUCACACCGAAUCUGUCGGAUGCGCAGGAAAUAAUGCAAAACUGCGAGUCGCUGGCGUUCCAUUGGCGAUCGUCAUCUACUCCUGUGCAGCCCAGUGUGCUGUACCUGUCGGAGGAGGCCAAAACGUGGGAGGCACAGCCGGUGCUGUACUUCUUGGAUUGCUGCCUGGAGACGAAUUUCUCGGACGCGGACGUCGUGAUUGCGCUGGGCGACACGCUUUCGCUGUGGAACUCGCACAACUCGGAGAUUCUGUUCCGUUGGGCAUUGGUGCUGAUCAAGAACUGCGUCGUCAGCAAGCUACCCGUCGUGCGCAGGUUCCUGGAGAUGCAGGGCAAGCAGAAGUUCCAGCUUCCAGUGUACCGCCUGCUCACGUCAAGCUCCAGCGUCGAGGUGCGCAAGUUUGCCGCCGACACUUAUUCCGCUACGAAGAGCAUGCUACACGUGAUGGUCCGCGAUCGGAUUGAGCUGCUGCUUGGAGCCAUGGACAAGUAA